Molecule: messenger RNA, 1001 nt
Organism: Aphanomyces invadans
Lineage: Eukaryota; Oomycota; Saprolegniomycetes; Saprolegniales; Verrucalvaceae
Exons: 3
Coding region: 88-948 (286 amino acids)
Source: RefSeq, a predicted model, not a curated record
AAGGGAUCGGAUUGGUCGAAAUGAGAACGUCUCGUUGCAAGCAAAAAUAUCUUUGUUCCAUUUGGGAAUUUUUGGCAACAAGACCCAAUGUCUCCGCUCAACUACGUCGAAAAGCUAUGCGUGUUGACGGACAUGGUGGACUCCCCCGCUGCCCAAGUGAAAGAAGCGCCAGCGCAUGGAGAGAAGCGCAUUGGUCGCGUUGACCUUGUGGGCUCUAUCGUCAAGAAAUCUUUCGUUGCCGCACUCAGCCAGGAUACCCUCGGAGACUCGUGGUUAGCCGUAUGGGCUCGCAAAUGGAACCGAAGCCUUGCGUCCAAAAUCGACAUUAUCGGCACGUUGUGUGCUCUUGUGUGGACGCUCCAGCUGUACCAAGCGUUUCUGCGGUGGAAUGAGUCUCGUACGGACAUCCAGGGCUUUGCGCUGCUGCAUGACCCAGUGCUACGGCAACUCACCCCUUCGGACUUUUCCCUUCCGCUAUUCUUCCUCGUGUAUGGUGCGGUCAUCCUUGCACUGGGCGUGUACGGCCGAAAUAAGCCGGACCUUGUCAUGGAACUCCUACAAGCGAAGACAUGUGUGAUUUACAUGCGAAUGAUUGCAUUGUACUUGGUGCCAUUGGAAGCACCUGUUGGCACGAUCCCGUUGAUUGACCCCAUCGCUGGCAGCGACGGAGUCGUGCUCAUGCGAGAUCUGUUCUUUUCGGGACACACAGCCACGACAUUUCUCGUGUUUCUGACGUGUCGUCGCCAAGACGCGGCAUGGAAGGGUCUGUUCUUUGUCAUGGCGGCCACCACCGCUUUCAUGGUGACCUUACAGAAGACUCAUUACGCGAUUGAUGUCUUUGCAGCGCCGUUCUUUGUAUACACAUGUCAUGGUAUGAUCUACGAAGUGCGUAGUGCAUGUCGUGCACUGCACGUUUCAGUAACCUACCAUCCAUGGGCUCAGAAAUAGUUCCAAGGUUGCCCUCUCGGCUCUAUUUUAUCCAUUUCUUACCUUAUUCGUGA